Molecule: messenger RNA, 2948 nt
Organism: Zingiber officinale
Lineage: Eukaryota; Viridiplantae; Streptophyta; Magnoliopsida; Zingiberales; Zingiberaceae
Product: receptor-like serine/threonine-protein kinase SD1-8
Exons: 10
Coding region: 176-2800 (874 amino acids)
Biological process (GO): recognition of pollen; protein phosphorylation
Molecular function (GO): protein serine/threonine kinase activity; ATP binding
Source: RefSeq, a predicted model, not a curated record
GUUCACAUUUCUCUUUCUUGUUUGCUGAGUAGUUCAAAAAAUCUGCAUCCAAUUAAUGAUAGCUUCUUCCUUCUAUGGAAGUGAUAAGAAGAUGAGAGUUGCAGUAGCACAGCGUUUGCAAAGAUUUGUGAAUCGAUUUAGCAACAAGUAAAAGUGUAGGAACACCAAGAAAGCUAUGAACUUUAUAAGAUGCAGUAAGGUUUCGAUGGCCAGGAUGCAGCGCUUUCUUUUCCAGUUCCUAAACAUACUAGCAGCAAUAUCCAUCGUUCAUUGUCAGUCAGGUGAUUCCUUGACUCCAAAUAGCUCGCUCAGAAAUGGCCAGAGCUUGACUUCUCCCGGAGGUAUAUUCCAGCUCGGCUUCUUCACUCCCAUCAGUGGCUCAGUACAGGGAUACAUAGCGAUAUGGUACAACAAUUCCUCUGUCACGGAACGCAAAGUAGUAUGGAUUGCCAAUAGGAACCAGUCCGUCAACACCUCCACUUCGAUACUCAACUUCACCUCCCAUGGAAAUCUAAUCCUUUUCGACAAAGGAACUGAUGUUUCAUGGUCGACCGGGACAUCCACAGCUCAAAAUUCAGCACAACUGCAGCUUAAGGACUCCGGCAAUCUCGUCCUGACCGUUGCUGGCGGCAGUGACGGCAACGGUGGAUCGAAGGAGACUCUGUGGCAGAGCUUCGACCAUCCGAGCGACACUCUCCUACCCGGCAUGAGGCUCGGAGUUGACUACCGAACCAACACCUUGUGGCAGCUCGUGUCGUGGAAGAGCGUCACCAACCCUUCUCCGGGCAGCUACGCCUUUAAGAUGGAGACUCGAGGAGUUCCAGAGAUCUUCCUCUGGAAUGACUCCUCUAAAAUCUUCCGAACGGGUCCUUGGAACGAUAAGGGAUCAUUCAGCGGCAACCCAAGGAUGAAGAACAGAGACAUUUCGAGCCAAUUAGAGUUCAAUUUCGUGUCCAACAGUUCUAUGGUGUACUACUCGACUCAAUACAAGGUUGGGUGGUCGGUGCUGACUCGGGCAGUGAUGAACGCCUCCGGCCAAUACGAGCGGUGGAACUGGGAGAGCGGCGGCUGGUUGCACUUCUGGAGCGUGCCUGAGGAGGACUGCGACAGGUACGCGAGCUGCGGGCGCAACAGCAUCUGCACCUGGGACUACUCCAUCAAAUCUUGUGAUUGCUUGGAAGGCUUCGCGCCGGCGCCGAAGAAUGGAAGCCUCGGAUGCGACAGGAAGAAGCCGUUGAGCUGCGCGUCGAACAGAGUCUUGAAGGUCAUCGCGAAGCUGCCCGACACAGAGAACGCCACGAUACGAGGCCUGAUGAGCCUGGGUGCGUGCAACGACGUGUGCACCAACGACUGCUCCUGCGUGGCGUACGCACUAGUUGGGGAAAACGGGUGCGUCACUUGGGAAGGCGAUUUACUGGAUCUCAGGAAUUUUCCCGAUGGAGGGGAUGUUUUAUAUAUCCGCCUUGAAGGGUCUUCAAGGCGCAGUAAGCUUGUUUGGGAGAUAGCCGUUCCUGUGUUCCUGGCAUUUCUGCUACUCUGUAUUGUGUUCUUUUGGAGGAGAAGCAGAGCAGGGAAACAAGACUGCAAUGAGACUGGUCCAGAAACCUCCUCCGUCAGGGACGAUACCAGCUUGUUGACGUGCCCGUCCAAGGGGGACAGGGGCGACUGUCGUAGCCUCUCGCCAAUGGCUUUUGAUGUAUCAGAUUCGAGGUCGAGGACGAUGACGAUGACGAUGACGAGGUCGAGAUCGAGAUCCAGGUCCAUCAACUCUGAGACUUAUGGUCCAUCUAAUGAAGGAGCAGGUCGGCUCGACAUCUUGGAGGCUCUGCCUUCCUAUGAUCUGUCUACGAUAAAGGCUGCAACAAAUGAUUUCUCUAUCGACAACAAACUUGGUGAAGGAGGAUUUGGUGUGGUUUACAUGGGUCAAUUGCAACACGGACAAAAGAUUGCCGUGAAGAAAUUAUCCAGACAUUCUUCUCAGGGCUCAAGUGAGUUCCACAAUGAGCUCUCGCUUAUUUCCAAGUUACAACACAGAAAUCUUCUUCGUGUCCUUGGCUCCUGCAUUCAAGGAGAUGAGAGACUUAUCAUCUUAGAAUACAUGGAGAACAAGAGCUUAGAUGGCUUCAUUUACGAUAAAACUAAAGGCACAUUGCUUAGUUGGCAAAUGCGGCUUGAGAUUAUAAAUGGCAUUGCCCGGGGACUUUUAUACCUACAUCAAGACUCUAUCUUAAGAAUCAUUCAUAGAGAUCUCAAGCCGAGCAAUAUUCUCCUAGAUAAAAAUAUGACUCCAAAGAUUUCUGAUUUUGGUAUUGCAAGAAUAUUCGAAGGUGAUGGAGCUCCUAUGAAUGCAACCACAAGACCAAUUGGAACAUUAGGAUAUAUGGCGCCGGAGUACUUAGCAAAUGGACUUUUUUCAUUUAAAUCAGACGUAUUCAGCUUUGGUGUCUUGGUAUUAGAAAUCUUGAGUGGCAAGAGGAACAUAGUGUUCAAUCAAACAGAUAUGAGCUCAAACCUUUUAGUACAAGCAUAUAGACUAUGGAAGGAUGGUAGAUCACUUGAGCUUCUUGAUGAUGCACUAGAUUGCUCGUAUCCUACCACUGAAAUCCUACGUUGCAUCCGGAUGGCUCUUUUAUGUGUGCAAGAAAAUACUGAAGACCGGCCCACAAUGGCUGAAGUUGUAAUGAUGUUGGCUAGUGAGGACCAACUUCUUACUCCACUUAAGCAGCCAUUAAUAAGAUCAAUGGCCUAUGAAAGAGGCUUCACAACUCAAGAAAUGAGCAUUACAAUGACAGGUAGAUGAAAUGUGUUAAUCGCCUUUAAAAUAAUCAAUUGUUUAGACAUCUUUGAUGUGAGCAGUUAUAAAUUAUCUGACCAUGAGCAAUACAUGGCUCUUGGAUGUAAUACAUUAGAAUUUAUAUUUUGUAUGUAUGUUGAUCAUCUUAUAAUAA